CUCGUCCAUUCAAAACGUCUUCGCCGGUUGUUCUCGUACACCUUGUGGGGCUAUCUGUCAGAAAUGUCUAUAUUUUAACCCCACCGACGUCACUUAAGUCCGAAAAGUAGUUCAUCUGUCUGCCAGCAUGGACCAGGGUUAGCCUGGCGGUACAGGGCGCUAUGGUAGGCUGGAAGAAGCCUGGUUUUCCGCCGGUACAAUUCUCGGAGUUCGCCGCUGCCACAGACAACUUUGGAGGCUAAUUACUGGAAAAUCGAUCAAAUGGCCUAGCCCAGAAAUUCUGUAAGUUCGGAGAAAUGAGUGCCAAGACCUGCGGGGGCGUUUAGGGAAGGCGGUAUCUCAUCAUGAUACGCCAGGAUGGGAAAGACCACGUUGGUUACUGGCCGGUUGUACGGGACGGAGGGAAGCUCGUGGUGUCGGACACCCACCCCGCUCCGGGCCACCCUGUCCCGGGACAGCGGGGCGGCAACAGCGACUAUCUCAUCAGCCCCGUUCACUCCCAUCCUAAAGCUCUGGAAGUACAGAAGGAACUACAGACGUUAGAUAACGUGUUUGAUGAAGUAGAGACCAUGGUGAACAGACUAAAGCUGGGAGACAGAUGGGGAAGGAACGUGAAACAGUCCCACCUACCAGUCAUGAUCCCCAGAGUGAAAUCCAGGACGCCUGAAGGAUUUCACCAGGGGAGUAGUGCGAACCACGCGUCGGACUAUGAGCGGUUACUGGUCAAGAUCAAACACGCGUUGAACAUGUUGGGGAGACUCCGGGAGUACAUCAUGCAGCCGAACGCGCCUGAGUUGGUCCACACGCUGUUCUCUUUGCUGGCAGCGUUGAAGGUUCACAACGGAGUGAUAGAGAGGACUGCACCCUUGGUGCUUGAACCUAUGUUAACGCCCGCUGCCACAAAACUGUUGCAAAACUGCCUGUCGUCGAGAGAGAUGCAGCUGUGGCAGUCCUUAGGAUCUGCUUGGACAACUCCGAGCGAGGGUGCAGCAGGCCAUAAGUCAGAGAUGUAUGCACCACCGUGGCACUAUAACGAGAGGAUAGAAAGACCAGUUCAACAGUUACAGAGACCUAGCCCUUCUUCAAGGCGAAAUGGUGGCAAAGACGACGUCCUUUUUGACUACCACGACGAGACGUCGUCGGAGGACCAGAGUACCGGAGUACACACCGUUACCAAGAACUUCGGGGAGAAGUUCAGCACGAUAGGGUCCGAUUACUACAGUCGGCAAUCCUCGACAACCCACAGUUUGGCGUCACUUUCCCUAGACGACGAAGAUGAAGAGGAUGACAGAAAAUGGAGAAGAUGGAAAGUUGAUCCCAAAACAUUUGAAUCGAGAGAGCCAGACACUGACAGUGUUGCAACAGACAGUUCUUGGACAGCUGUAUGGAUAAAUACAGACAAACCAGGAGCAAGACCCAAACGAGAAAAUUGGAAUCAUUAUAAAUCACCAGAGGCGGUGGUGGCAGAUUUGAAACACAAACACCGAGCGUCGGGGCUUGAUAAGACGUAUUCACCUAAAGAAGUGGCCAAGUGGAUGAAGAAACAUGGCUUCAGCAGAUCCAGCAUUGAUGCCUUCCAGGGUCUGGAUGCCGAGCGCCUUCACGGGCUGACCAAGAGAGAGAUGGAGAUUGUCUGUCCAGAGGAAGGCUCCAGAUUGUAUAACCUCAUAGCGGGGUAACCUGAACAUAAAAAGAAAAAAAAUUAUUUUAUUGUUCAAAAUAGAAAAUAAGAUCAGGCAAUCAAACAUUGACUUUAUGAAAGAAUAGAUUUUUGAGAGAGUUCUCUAACGUUUUCGAAGAAGUCGCACUGGCAAUCGCUAU
Molecule: messenger RNA, 1821 nt
Organism: Branchiostoma belcheri (Belcher's lancelet)
Lineage: Eukaryota; Metazoa; Chordata; Leptocardii; Amphioxiformes; Branchiostomatidae
Product: epidermal growth factor receptor kinase substrate 8-like protein 1
Exons: 8
Coding region: 345-1679 (444 amino acids)
Biological process (GO): positive regulation of ruffle assembly; Rho protein signal transduction; regulation of Rho protein signal transduction
Cellular component (GO): plasma membrane; ruffle membrane; vesicle
Molecular function (GO): actin binding
Source: RefSeq, a predicted model, not a curated record